UUGCAAAGCUGUCUAUUGGAUCAGUUGAUCUGAACAAAUGAAGCAACCGGGGUGGCAACCAUCAAAAUCAACAAUCCAGAAAAGAAAAAUGCUUUCACAGGUAAAAUGAUGGCAGACCUCCAUGAGUGCGUCUCUGAACUAGAAAGGUGGGCGACAGGCAGAGCAGUGGUUCUAACGGGCAGUGGGAACACAUUUUGCUCUGGCGGUGAGCUUCAGACCGUCCAGAAGAUCCUACACAAGGGAGGGGACAUGUGCAAACUGAUGCAGUUCACAACCUCGCGGUUAUAUUCUCUUCCACUUAUCAGUGUAGCUGCAGUUAAUGGCCAUGCUUUGGGUGGUGGGGCGGAACUGACGACUGCAUGUGACUUUCGAGUGAUGACCACCAAGGCAAAAAUUGGUUUUGUUCAAGCGCGAAUGAAUGUCUCCACAGGGUGGGGUGGCGGAACCCGGCUUAUUGGACUUCUGGGUAGAACUAAUGCCUUGCUGUUGUUAUCUUCUGGGCAAGUGUUGAACGCUGAUCAAGCCAAGGCACUGGGAUUUGUGAAUGAAGUGUUUGAUACCGAGGAUAUAGCUAGCGAGGCAAGAAAGUGGAUUAAUAAAACUUUAGUGGGCGAUUUUACUGUUACAAGAAAUAUUAAACAGAUGGUACUUGAAGGAGCUAAUAUGGAAGAUUUAGCUUAUACACGUGAGAGGGAAUUGUUUACCAAAUUGUGGGGUAGUGAACUUCAUCUCAAGGCUUUAAAUGCUAAUAUGAAGCACAAAUAGUUAUUGUACUAAUUGAAUCAUGUCUGUAAUUAAAUAAUUUAUUCAAACUUUGUAAUAAACAAGAGGGCCAAGAUGGCCCUAGUUCGCUCACCU
This is a messenger RNA of Dreissena polymorpha, 858 nucleotides long. RefSeq names its product ethylmalonyl-CoA decarboxylase-like. Lineage: Eukaryota; Metazoa; Mollusca; Bivalvia; Myida; Dreissenidae. Gene Ontology annotation, molecular function: enoyl-CoA hydratase activity. Gene Ontology annotation, cellular component: cytosol. The coding region runs from base 106 to 765 and encodes 219 amino acids. Gene Ontology annotation, biological process: fatty acid beta-oxidation. The transcript has 2 exons. The record is from RefSeq and is a predicted model, not a curated record.